AACAACAACAACAACAAAAACUACAACUACAACCACUUCGACUACUUCAACUACAUCAACUUCGACGUCAACUUCAACUUCCACGACCUCAACAACAACCACAGCUACAACUACAACAACAACUACGGAUACAACAACAACAACAACCACAACUACAACUACGACCACAACCACAACUACAACUACAACAUCAACCACAACUACAACUACAACAUCAACCACCACUACAACUACGACAUCAACCACAACUACAACUACAACGACAACCACAACUACAACUUCAACAACGUCCACGACUACAACUACAACGACAACCACAACUACAACUACAACAACAACAACAACUACAACUUCAACAACGUCCACGACUACAACUUCAACAACAUCUACGAGCACUACAACGUGAGUUAUCGGUGUUGUUUAUCUGGAGAAAGAACAGACAUCCCUCCAAUUUCCCCUGA
Rotaria sp. Silwood2 is the source of this 461-nucleotide messenger RNA. NCBI's taxonomy places the organism in Eukaryota, Metazoa, Rotifera, Eurotatoria, Philodinida, Philodinidae. The record is from the annotation of a GenBank genome assembly.